Molecule: messenger RNA, 3066 nt
Organism: Coregonus clupeaformis (lake whitefish)
Lineage: Eukaryota; Metazoa; Chordata; Actinopteri; Salmoniformes; Salmonidae
Product: solute carrier family 2, facilitated glucose transporter member 1-like
Exons: 10
Coding region: 235-1716 (493 amino acids)
Biological process (GO): monosaccharide transmembrane transport; response to insulin
Cellular component (GO): basolateral plasma membrane; apical plasma membrane
Molecular function (GO): hexose transmembrane transporter activity
Source: RefSeq, a predicted model, not a curated record
CCGCAUAAUGAAACUGUAAUAAUGAAUUGCGGAUUUUAAAUAUUUAAAAAAAACUUUCAUGUCAGUAUUUAAAAAGACUAACGAGUAGUAAGCCCUGUGGAUUUUAGUUUCCUCACUGGAUAUAAAAGGAACCUAGAAGACUCUUCUGCAUAAUUGUGUCCUGUCCAAUAGGCUACUACAAGCAGGAGCUGCGAGUUAUCCCGACAACCAUCGAUACUUCACUGAUCAAUCACAAUGGAAGGCGAAGGAAAGGGGUUGACGCUCAAGCUGAUGAUGGCAGUGGGAACAGCUGUGAUUGGCUCCCUGCAAUUUGGCUACAACACAGGGGUCAUCAAUGCUCCCCAAAAGAUCAUCGAAGGCUUCUUGAAUGACACGUGGAACAGCAGGUACUCUGAGCCCAUCCCUACGACAUCCCUGACCACCCUGUGGUCCAUCUCCGUAGCCAUCUUCUCUGUCGGGGGCAUUUUCGGCUCCUUCUCCGUGGGCCUGUUCGUCAACCGCCUGGGCAGGAGAAACUCGAUGCUCAUCGCCAACGUGCUGGCGUUUAUCGCCGCCGGGUUCAUGGGCUUCUCCAAGCUGGCGGCGUCGUGGGAGAUGCUGAUCAUCGGGCGCUUCAUCGUGGGGCUCUACUCCGGCCUGUCCACUGGCUUCGUGCCCAUGUACGUGGGGGAGAUUGCGCCCACCUCGCUCCGCGGGGCGCUGGGCACUCUGCACCAGCUGGGCAUCGUCCUUGGCAUCCUCAUGGCACAGGUGUUUGGGAUCGAGUCGAUCAUGGGGAACUCCACUCUGUGGCCCUUCCUGCUGGGCUUCACAUUCAUCCCAGCCGUGCUGCAGUGUAUCCUGUUGCCCUUCUGCCCCGAGAGCCCCCGCUUCCUCCUAAUCAACCGCAACGAGGAGCUCAAGGCCAGAGAAGUGUUGGAGAAGCUGCGAGGCACUGAGGAGGUGGGCGCCGACAUGCAGGAGAUGAAGGAGGAGGCCAGGCAGAUGAUGAGGGAGAAGAAGGUGACCAUCCUGGAGCUGUUCCGCUCGCCACUCUACCGCCAGCCCAUCUUCAUCGCCAUCAUGCUCCAGCUCUCCCAGCAGCUGUCUGGCAUCAACGCUGUUUUCUACUACUCCACCAGGAUCUUUGAGAAGGCGGGGGUCUCUCAGCCAGUCUACGCUACGAUUGGUGCUGGAGUGGUCAAUACAGCCUUCACUGUUGUGUCUCUAUUCGUUGUGGAGCGUGCUGGGCGAAGAUCCCUUCACCUCACUGGGUUACUGGGGAUGGCAUUCUCAGCUGUCCUGAUGACAGUAGCCAUGGCACUGCUGGACCAGCUGCCGUGGAUGUCCUACGUCAGCAUCAUAGCCAUCUUCAGCUUUGUGGCCUUCUUUGAGAUCGGCCCGGGCCCCAUCCCCUGGUUCAUUGUGGCUGAGCUCUUCAGCCAAGGUCCUCGGCCCUCUGCCUUUGCUGUGGCUGGAUUCUCCAACUGGUCGGCGAACUUCAUAGUGGGCAUGACCUUCCAAUACGUUGAGCAACUGUGUGGCCCCUACGUCUUCAUCAUCUUCACCUUGCUGCUGCUGGGCUUCUUCAUCUUCACUUAUUUCAAGGUGCCAGAAACCAAGGGACAGUCGUUCGACGAGAUCUCCGCCGGCUUCCGCCAUGAGGCCGGACAGUCAGGGGAGAAGUAUGCGCCUGACGAAAUGAACAGCCUUGGGGGAGCCGACUCCCAACUCUAACCUCUCCUGCUCUCUGUGGUAAACAGAUGACUGCAGUAUGCCUGGGGUUCCAGGAGGGGGCGACGAGAGACUGUGUAUUCACCAUAGAGAUGUAUAGAGAUCGCAACGUUGUGUCAUUAUGGCGUCAGUGACAGCAUAAGCAGCGCCAUUGAGGCUAUCUCCAUUUUAAAGUUGUACAUUUUCUUCUUUUGAUGUUUAAAAAAAGUGCUGCAGUGUUGGAGUCUUGAACCAAAUCUUGUGUCAUUCAUUUAUUGUGGCCACUAGAUGGCAGUGAUAUAGCUUAAAAGCCCUUUACAAACUAGGCAAACCAAUUUGAAGAAGAGAAUGCUCUGAUCAUUGGGAGAAUCUCAAUUGCAUACUCCUCGCUUCCUCUCUCCUCGCCUCCUUCUCUAAACCCAUUGGAGGAGAAGGUCAGAGGGGAGGGAUGCAAUUCAGAUUCUCCCAUUGGCUGAUCCCCACCCAGUUGAAUACUUUAAAAUGGUGGAAGACCUCAAUGGCAAUGUCCAUGCAAAAAUUGGUUAUUUCCAAGUAGUGAUCUCUAUACAUCACUACUUGGAAAUAACCCAUUUUUGCAUGGAUCUCUAUACAUCUCUAUGGUAUUAACAGGAAGUAGAGGCUCUCCUUGUGAACCCUUGGGUAAUAUUGGCAGAUAUCCAUAUCAGAGACGGAAGAGAAAGCGAGACAGAGCGGGGGGCUUGGGGGAAUAAGUAGACCAGAGCCAGCUGUUAUAAAACUGUCUUUAUGAGACAUCUUCAUUAUCCACCAUCUUUGUCCAUAUGUUGUCUUGUUGGUUUAAAUCCCCAUCAGCCUGAAAGGGAAAAUAGCUUUUUAUCCUCUUUUUGUCUCUUGCUGCAGCUUAAAAGGGCUGACCAGGCUGCUAUUAAGAUAACAAAGUGAAACAUGGAUUAAACAAUGCUUUCCAUUCCACUUAUCCAAUACUUAAUAUCACCACAAACUAUGCAGUUAUUAGUGAGAUAAAUUCUCAAGUCCAACUGUUCAUCCACAAUUUACUUCAGGAAUCUCUGACAAUAAAAACAAAAACACCUGAAAAAUCUUAUUGACAAAAGGUUAAAACAAGGCACCAUAUCCCUGACCUAGCCGAGUUAUAUUUGUUCAUAUUUGACUUAUUUGUGUCUUUGCUCCUCAGUAACAGAAGAGCCAUGUGAACAGUCUUGGCUAAAGCAUUCUAUUUACUCCAUGAAAAAAUUAAUUAAUUAUGAAGCCAACUCUAUUCUCUAACUCUAUUUCCCUCAAUUAUUUUGUUUAUUAGGUGAAGUGUUAUAUUAUAUCUUAAUAUAUGACUCUGGUAGGACCUAAUGCUUGUACAGUGCAUUCGGAAAGUAUUCAGAC